AUGCAUAUCCCGUCUUUCGGCCAAACUGCCACGAUUGGCAUGGCUUUCUAUGCCAUCGCUGUUGUAGCUGCACCAGUAGCUCAGCCAAUCGCCGAGCCUAGGUUCGAGACAGGUGACCUUAUCGAACGUUCUCCUGAGGCAGCUCCUGAUGUUGAUUUACCGACCCUACGCGACGCCAUCGUCGCUCGCGAUGAACCAAGCGAAGGAUCCCAACUCGAAGCACGCGACGACAAGAAACAAAACAAUCAAGAUCAAUACCAUAAUAACAGCAAAUGCAAGCGCGGUAAGGGAGGCGGCAGAGACGAGGGUUGCGACUACGGCGACUACGGAGGCUACGGCGGUGGCAAGGGAGGCGGUGGAUACGGCGGUGGCGGCUACGGCGGUGGCGGCUACGGAGGUGGUGGGUACGGUGGUGGUGGAUACGGCAACGGAGGCGGAUACGGCAACGGAGGCGGCUACGGCAAUGGCGGUGGCUACGGCCACGGCAAAGGCGGCCACGGUCUUCAGGACUCCGACGAGGCAAAGAGCGAUCAGAAGGACAACGACCUCGGCAAGCGAGACGAGGCCGGUCUUCCCGGUGAAGAUAAGAACAAGGAGGGUGGAGUUGAUAUCCUAAACAAUAAGGGCGGCGGUGGUGGCUACGGAGGAUACGGCGGCGGAAAGGGUGGAGGAUACGGUGGCGGCGGGUACGGUGGAGGUGGGUAUGGUCACGGGGGCGGCGGCUACGGGGGCGGUGGCUACGGCAACGGCGGGUACGGCAACUGCAAGGGUGGAUACAAAUGCGGCGGAGGGUACGGUGGUGGAGGGUACGGCGGCGGCGGGUACGGCGGUGGAAAGGGAGGCGGAUACGGUGGUGGCUAUGGUGGCCACGGUCACUAA
Colletotrichum costaricense is the source of this 879-nucleotide messenger RNA. RefSeq lists its product as uncharacterized. The transcript is spliced from 4 exons. Bases 1 to 879 code for a protein of 292 amino acids. NCBI's taxonomy places the organism in Eukaryota, Fungi, Ascomycota, Sordariomycetes, Glomerellales, Glomerellaceae. The record is from RefSeq and is a predicted model, not a curated record.